This is a messenger RNA of Mesorhabditis belari, 2226 nucleotides long. NCBI's taxonomy places the organism in Eukaryota, Metazoa, Nematoda, Chromadorea, Rhabditida, Rhabditidae. The record is from the annotation of a GenBank genome assembly.
AUGAAACGCGAGGAAUGGAUUCAUCCCCUUCGUUUCCUCGUUUAUUUCGCCUCAAAUCUAAUCAGCGUCUACUUUCUAUGCUGUAUUUUCCUCAAACGACCAUAUCAUCGGAAUUUCAGAACUUUAUUGGUUGUGAAUUGUGUGGCGGGUUGGUGCAUCUCAGCCGGUGAAUACCACAUGAUCAUCGAGGCGGGAGGGCAUUUUGAUCCCAUUGUGAAACAAGCGAUUUUCAUAUGCUUUCUCUUCGGUUUAUUCCUUUAUCACGUCAGUAUGAUCUCGAUUGCGAUGGAGAGAUUGCUGGCGACGAUUUCUGUGCGAGUCUAUGCAACGGGUGGCCGCAGCUGUGCACUGCAGGCGUUUCUCAUUUUUGUAACGGUGCUUGGUGCUUGUGGUAUGGUGGCCUUUCAAAAGAGCUCAAUAGUGCCAAAUGCCGACAUCGUCCUCUUGACGUUUUCUUUCACGACCGCAUGCCUUUCAGCUGUGAUCAUGAUUUUGCUAUAUAUCUUCAACAAAAGGGCGUAUCGUCGCCGAGCUGAACGGGUGCUUUGGGCUGAGAAGUAUCAGUUGAACGAGAAUUUACAAUCAACGAGAGCUUUCAUUCCGAUUGUGAUCAACGAGUUGGCGUGUCGCUUCAUCACGAAUUUUUUGCAUCUUCUGGCCGUACGAUCCGGGGAGGAUUUGGCCGCGAAACACAAUGGAUACGUCGAGAUUAUUGACAUUUUCACCUCAUAUCGAAUCUCCUUCGCUCACCUCGUCAUCAUUCGGCAUAUUCAUCAGCGAUGUCGAGAACCGUCCGGGUUUCUCCGCAAAGUCACGAGGGAGUGCCGAAAACGACGUCAUUUCUCAUCCUCUUUACAAUUUCGGCGUGCCUCUUUGAGGGAAAUUCUCCGGAACUCUUCAAUUCAAAAGGAAUCACGUCGUUCUCGACAAGGCAAGAAGCGUUACUCGUGUUGCGUUCACUCGGCGAUGCGCGACUGUCGGUUACACUUCCUACUAUCAACAUUGUUCAUUGCGGUCACACGAUCACAAUACGCGGUGGAGCGAUUUCCGGUCUACUGGAAUGCGCCGACGGAGAACUGCAUACGGAAAGGCGUGCAAAUACCACUGGACAAAUACGGGAUACUGCAUAACCAGGGUCAACGCUUCUUCGGAGAUAACAUUGUCAUCUUCUACGAGUAUGCAUUUGGCACGUUUCCUUAUUUUGAAUACGGGAACGCGUCGCGACCUAUGAACGGAGGAUUGCCACAGCUAUGUGAUCUCGCGCUACAUCUCGACGCCGUCCAAGAGCACAUUCAAAUGAAAAUCCCCGACGAGGCUUUCAAUGGGAUAGCUGUCAUCGAUUUCGAGGAGUGGCGGCCGUUGUGGCAGUUGAAUUGGGGCAAAAAACGCGUCUACCAGCACGAGUCGAUUCGCUUGGUGAAAGAGAGGGACCCGCUCAUCUCCGACAAAGCCGCCAAAUUCUACGCUCAACAAGAGUUCGAUGAAGCUGCGAGAGACAUUUUCUUGAAGACGAUUGAGGUGGGAAGACGGAUGCGGCCUUAUGCGAAAUGGGGUUUCUACGGCUUCCCGUAUUGCAACUAUGAUGCCGGGGUCGAUGGGGAGAGCACCUGUUCUGCGCGCUUUCAAAUGCACAAUGAUGACUUACUCUUUGUAAUGAAGGCCGGGGUGGCGCUGUUUCCGUCGAUCUACUUAAGCGAGCGACGACCCAAGUUGAACUUUAGGUACAUUCAAGCAAUUCUCUCAGAAAGUCGUCGAAUAGCCAGUAGUGUCGAUCCGCCGCUGGAGAUCUACCCGUACACGAAAUUCGAGUACGAUCCGUACGAUGAGGAGAAGAUACACGAGUUCUAUGGAAAGGGUGAUUUGUGCAACUCGAUAAAACAAAGUGCUGAUGCGGGCGUCUCGGGCUUGAUUUUGUGGAGCACAUCGAAACGAAUGUGGAGACCGAGAUGCGAGCUGAUCGCCAACUUUUUCAAUCAAACGCUGGGACCGACAGUUCACUUGGUGGCAAAACGAAUGCGCAGAUGUUCAAGGAGUUUGUGCUCGAAUCGGGGCCGUUGCGUUUACCAGGGACCAGUUGACCGAUGUACGUUCCGGGCGCGUAAGGAGAUGUACAGGUGUGAAUGCGACCCACAGUAUGAAGGGCCAUUCUGCGAAUAUCAUUCGAAGUUCCACUGGUGGUUGCUCGGCGCCGACUCGUCCUCCGCCUAUCAGCCAAUCGACGACUUG